AUGUCUGUGCGUUCUGACGGCUCCGUAGGGCUGGGUUACAUCACCUCCCUGAACGAUCCGGGCCAUACUCCCAGCGAGUACUCCCAUUCUCGCCUAUCGUCCAACUCCUCCACCGCCAACCUGGUCCACAGAGACAUGUGGUCCAGGGACUUCAGGGGCUCUGGACAGACAGAUUCCAUGGGGAAGCUCUCCACAAACCCGCUGGGCACCGUCACUUCUUCCAACACCGCCAAGGAGUAUUUCCAAUCGCCUUCUUCGGAGCAACCGAAGCGCAAGCGUUUGGUAACCAAAGAGCAGAUGUUGGCUUACCGAACCUAUGUCAACGACAUCAACUUCACCCAGGGCCAGUCUGAGUACUUGAACGAUCGUGGUCUGAGACUGCCUCGUGAGAAUAGAACCGCCGACUACCUCCAGCUUUCUCUGCCAUCCUCCACCCUGCUUUUGUUUUACGCCUCCGACGAUGCCGAUGACUCUCUGUGCAUCAUUCGUCUCCUGCCGAAUUUCGUGGAAUCCGUCCCUGUGGCUCGCUUCUUGAACGAGUGGUACCUCACAUCGGGUGAAAAUCCACCCAAGCAUCAUAGACCGUGGUGUAACCACCUCGCUGGCAAUAAGUUUGUUCCUUUAGGUCGAUAUAACUUGAGUAGUGCUGAGUCUCGCUUGAACCUACGCACCCCAGUCACUCUACCGACCAAUCUACCCGGUAUUUUGUAUCCGAUAGAUGUCUUCAAUAUCCACUUGGAUAAUGAGGACUUAUUUCAACGUCGUAUCGGAUUCGUCUACCCAAAUCAUGACUACAGAACCAUCAAGGAAUUUCACGCCGACAAGAUCCCUGAAAAGGCCGGAAGCGAUAACUCCUCCUUGAAUGGCGGUAGUAUACGCUCUAUGCUUUCGGAGAUGUCGAUCGGCGAAAAUUCUCUGAAUCGCUUCAUCACGAGAAAUAAUUUGGGAACCGGCGUUUUCGACGACUUGGCAAACAGGGUCUCCCAGCAGCCAAAGGACAGGCUCACCAUUAUCAAGAUUUUGAGUGACAUGAUCGCUCUUUUCACCACCCUUUCCGUUUGUCACGAGUUGGGAGUGGUCCACAAUGGUAUCACCAGUACUGCUAUCUUGCGAGCUUGCAGCUUACCUGACGACUUGGAUCCCAAAGAGCACUCUGUGGUGUUAACGGGCUGGGACUUUGCAUUCAGCAUUUGCGUUGAAGACUCGACCUCCAGUUAUAGAAAGAGCAACAUCGCAGACAUUCCCGACUAUUUGCCUUACAUGUCGCCUGAAAACUCUGGUGAAACCACCUGCUUGGUUGAUUACAGAACUGACUUCUACUCUGCGGGUAUUGUCCUUUACGAGUUGAUCGUCGGAUGCCUUCCGUUCCAGUCCGACAACCCUGUGAGACUCAGAAAGAUGCACAUUUCCCAGCGUGCCAUUCCCCCACUGAUCUUGGGCCAGGGAUGGAUCAGUGAAGAUUUGAACGACAUCAUUAUGAGGUGUUUGGAAAAGGAUCCAGCUGACAGAUACAACAAUGCCCACGCUUUGAUCAGCGAUUUGAAGGAAGUCCGUAACGAUUACUUGAGAUUGUACAAUAUGGAACGCCAGGAGGGCGAGCAAGAAGCUCCUCUCAUUCAUGAUAAUACAGAGCUUCACAAGGAUCGCAACACGCUUCCGUUGCUUCACAGCACAAUCAGCAAGUUGAAGGAAACCCCUUGGAGGGAACAGGUCUUCACGGCAUUCAAAGAAAAGCACGAGGGAAUUCAUUUUCUCCUCUUGUCUGGUGACAGCGGUGUCGGCAAAACAACUUUGCUCCAAGAGUUGAAAAACGUUGCGGUCUCCAAUUACAAUUUCUGCAUUUCAUGGUCCUACAACUGCUCUGAUAUCAACGUCACUCCUUACAAGUCCGGCAUCUCUGCCAUUCAGAGUAUUGUGAAGCAAAUUUUGGCGUCUUCGAAGGAGAAUAUUGCCGAAUGGAGACACAAAUUCACCGUGGAAAUCGAUACUGAUCUCAGCAUGCUUUUUCCUGUCAUUCCUGAGCUACAGCAACUUUUGGGUCCCAGAUACCAAAGCAUCAGAACAUACAGACCUCAGGCAGAGGCUGAAGGAGCUAUUGAUGCUGGCACCGAGACAGACUCGAGCGAGCAGAUAUCUGACGAUAGCAGCUCAAAACUUAGCAACCUCCCUGGAUUCGAUCAGCAUUCUCUCAAUAUUGAGAUGAAGCUUAAGUAUAUCAUCAAGCGUGUCUGGGCCUUAAUAGGGCCAAACGGUGUCACCCUUGUGUUGGAUGAUAUUCAAUGGGCCCACCCUGAAGAAGUUGGCUUUUUGAAGGAGGUCUCUAGCUUUUGCACAUUGAACGAGGAACCUCUAAACAUCAAAGUUAUUUGUGGCUACCGAACUGGAGAACCGUCUUGUGAGAAAGACAAGGCUAUCGUUGAGUAUGAUGAAAUUGUGUCUAUUUUAGACCUCCCACUGUGCAAGCUUAGUGAGUAUUCGUUGGAAACCCCAAGUGAAGCUCACUAUAAUGAUUUUAUUAGCGAGAACAAUCUUGGACCAGGGAGGUCAUUGCCAACAGAAAAGGACGAUUUUGUAUCAACACUUUAUAAAGCUACAGAUGGUGUGUUUCUCAGGUAUAACUAUCUCAUGAGGAAUCUCCAUUUACGAGCUGACGAUGACGGAGUUAAUCUUGAUUUGAUGCAACGUUUAUUAAACAACAAGGAUCUUCCUGUGCCUAUGACUGACAUAGUCAAAGAGUAUCUCGACAUAGCAAUUAGCGAAGAAUCAAAAGAGCUUCUUAAGUUUGCCGCAAUAAUCGCUUCGAAUGGUUAUUUCAGCUUUGCAGACCUCAUGAUCGUUACUGGGAAGGAUGUCAGCGAAGUGAGUGAACUAUUGUCUGAAUGUUUGGAAACUAGAAUUCUUGUCCCAUCUGGUAUAUUUUACAAAAUCCCAUUCCAUCUCGUUGGCAAUCAGGACUUCCCAUUCGAUUUCAGUGACUCGAUGAUUUGGGAAAUGGCUACAAAAGCAAAGUAUCACUUUGAUCACGACGCAAUCCAGAUAUACUUCUUGUCUGAAUUGGAAAAAUCGAAUGAAUGGCGAAAUCACAACAAAUUAUGUGGUCUAAGGUAUCAGAAGAAAUUGUCUAGAGACGUGAACGUUGAUAUCACAAGCAAUUUGAUCCUGGCUUUCCACUUAUAUCUCGCCGAGCCAGAUGCAAAUGACAAGAAUCUGGAGAAUUAUUACGAGACGUUUGUUACUGCUGGAAGAUAUGCACUUGCAACAUCCAAUCUUCAAUUGGCCCGAAACUUUUUCGAAUUCUCAGCAAGAUACAUCGCUCCACAUGACAGAAGAAGCCGUCUUCGAAACUUGCUCACCGUUUGUCAAAUCAACUUCCAUUUGGGAAAAUUCACUGAGUGCACGAAUUUGAUACAGCAAGCUGAAGAAAGAUACGGAUCAGACAGUUCAAGCUUUUUGUAUCUCAAGGUCAAGUGCUUGUUCCAUACAAAACAGUACCGAAGAGGCAUGAGAGCAAUUCUUAGAGGUCUUGAGUCUUUUGGAGUGGAAGUUUCAGGAGAUCCUCAGAAAUGUGAAGAGAUUGCAGAAAAAUUUAUCAAUCAAGCCCCACUUUCCAUUGCGGAUAUCAGGGCCAUGCGCCAACUCAAGCCUUCCAACAAUCUGAGAUUCUCAUUUAUCGUUGAUUUGAUUCUGGAUGCAAUGGGUCCAUCUUACAUCUUGGGAUGUCCCAUUUGA
Candidozyma duobushaemuli is the source of this 3729-nucleotide messenger RNA. RefSeq lists its product as uncharacterized. The transcript is spliced from 2 exons. Lineage: Eukaryota; Fungi; Ascomycota; Pichiomycetes; Serinales; Metschnikowiaceae. Gene Ontology annotation, molecular function: protein kinase activity; ATP binding. Gene Ontology annotation, biological process: protein phosphorylation. The record is from RefSeq and is a predicted model, not a curated record. The coding region runs from base 1 to 3729 and encodes 1242 amino acids.